AUGUCAAAAUCAAGUAAAUAUGUAUCAAAUUUAAUUAAACAUUUUAAAAAUGAAAGUGAUUCAAAAAAAGCAAUUGCAAUGAAAAAAUAUAUGCGUGAUCAAUUCCCAUUCUUAGGAUUACAAUCACCUGAUAGAAAAGAAUUAAUGAAAUCAUUUAUUGAAAAGAAUGGUAGAGAUUAUACUGAUGAUGAUUUAUUAACAAUUUAUAAUCAACCAGAGAGAGAAUUUAAAUAUGUUGCAAUUGAAUUAGCAGCAUGGCAACAAACUUGUAAAAAAAUAAAAUUACCAGAAUCAAGAAUUGAACUUUAUGAAAAAUUUGCACAAACUGAACCAUUUUGGGAUACAAUUGAUAUAAUUUCAUCUAAAUUAAUUGGUGGACAUUUUAAAGAAUAUCCGGAUCAAAUAAAAGAAUAUACAGAUAAAUGGAUUGAAAGUGAUAGUUUUUGGGAUCGUAGAAUUUGUUUAUUAUUUCAAUUAACUUUUAAAAAGGAUCAAAUUAAUAUUGAUUUACUAUUUAAUUUUAUUAAUAAAUUAUUGGUAAAUGAUAAUUUUAAUAAAGAAUUCUUUAUUAGAAAAGCAAUUGGUUGGAGUUUAAGACAAUUAAGUAAAACUCAUCAUAAUAAAGUUUUUGAAUUUAUUGAAUUAAAUCGUAAUAAUUUAUCAAUUCUUUCAAUUAGAGAAGGUAGUAAAUAUUUAAAAAAAACAUUAAUUUAA
This is a messenger RNA of Dictyostelium discoideum AX4, 714 nucleotides long. RefSeq lists its product as hypothetical. The transcript is spliced from 3 exons. The coding region runs from base 1 to 714 and encodes 237 amino acids. Lineage: Eukaryota; Evosea; Eumycetozoa; Dictyosteliales; Dictyosteliaceae. The record is from RefSeq and is a predicted model, not a curated record.